UCACGUCACACAGGGCUGGUCUUCGCGUUUAUUAGCGCAGGGAUUCAGCUCCAGGCUGCUCCACACUGCAGCUCUGUGCGCCAGCAGCGGAGGGCUGUCCGCCUAACUUCGCCAAACUCUCUGGAAACUCCGUGAGGGGAACAGAAACGCGCUGACAAAGUGUCGCAACUCGCCUCACUCCUGACUGAGUCAAACUUCUACAACUUUCUAGUCUUUUAUUUUUGAUUUAGUUUCAACAAUCAGAGCCCGCACAUCUACUUUGACAACUUUUGAAUGAGCCUGGCACGUUUGCGUAGAGAGCCUUUUCCCUCCGUGGUUUUAAUUUAACUUCAGGUUGAGUUAAAGCUCCUCUCUGUCAUCUGGGACCGUGAUGGCUGUUUUAUCACUAGCCUUUCUGCUUGCAGGAUUUGUUUUGACUUCAGCCAAAAAGGCUGGUGAAAUAGACAGAGAAGACCAGCUGCGGAGCCGACUGAAGGAGUACGGUCUGGUCACGCCCUUCAGCACCGACUCCCACGGACACUACCUGUCCAACCUGCUGUCGGCCACCCAUAAGCAGCGCGUCAGGCGGGAGGCUUUCUCCUCCGAGUCCGAGCAGAGGCUCUUCUUCAACAUCACGGCCUUCGGGAAGGAGUUUCAUCUGCGGCUGCGGCCAAACGAGCGGCUGGUGGCGCCCGGAGCGAUGGUGGAGUGGCACGACGAGGUUCAAGCAUUUGGAAACUCCAGCGACGCUGGAAACUCGUCUGCAGGCGCCAACCAGACCGACGUGACAGAGAGGAUCCUCCAGCGGGAGCUGCUCAAGACGGACUGCACCUUCACUGGUGACAUCACCGACGUCCCUGGAGCCACGGUUGCCAUCAACAACUGUGAUGGACUGGCCGGGAUGAUCCGCACCGACUCAGACGAGUACUUCAUCGAGCCGCUGGAGAAGGGCACCCAGGAGAUGGAAGACGAGGGCAGGGUCCAUGUGGUGUACCGCCGGUCGGCCCUGCUGCACGCCUCCUCUGACCACGCCGUAGACUUCCAGCUACAAGAACCAGAUCUUAACGUCCCCGGGACGCUGGAUUCCUUCACGCAGCAGGUCAAUGAGACGGUCCAGCGCCGGCGCCGCCACCGCAGAGACGCCGGACAAAACGACUACAACAUAGAAAUCCUGCUGGGGGUUGAUGACUCGGUGGUCCGCUUCCAUGGCAAGGAGCAUGUGCAGAACUAUCUUCUGACUUUGAUGAACAUUGUGAACGAGAUUUACCACGAUGAGUCGUUGGGAGUUCAUAUCAACGUGGUGCUGGUGAGGAUGAUCAUGCUGGGCUACGCCAAGUCCAUCAGCCUCAUUGAGAGAGGAAACCCAUCACGGAGCCUGGAGAAUGUUUGCCGCUGGGCUUUUGUGCAGCAGAAAGGCGACCUUGAUCACGCCGAACACCACGACCAUGCAAUUUUCCUCACCCGCCAAGGCUUCGGCCCCACCGGCAUGCAGGGUUACGCUCCAGUUACCGGAAUGUGCCACCCGGUGCGGAGCUGCACCCUGAACCAUGAAGACGGCUUCUCUUCCGCCUUCGUCGUGGCUCAUGAGACGGGGCAUGUGCUGGGCAUGGAACAUGAUGGCCAAGGAAACCGCUGCGGGGAUGAGACGGCGAUGGGAAGCGUGAUGGCCCCUCUGGUGCAGGCGGCCUUCCAUCGAUACCACUGGUCCAUGUGCAGCGGGCAGGAGCUGAAGAGAUAUAUCCACACCUAUGAUUGUUUGCUGGAUGAUCCCUUCAAACACGACUGGCCUCAGCUUCCUGAGCUCCCGGGCAUCAACUACUCCAUGGAUGAGCAGUGCAGAUUUGACUUCGGAGUGGGCUACAAGAUCUGCACCUCGUUUCGGACCUUUGACCCGUGUAAACAGCUGUGGUGCAGUCAUCCAGACAACCCGUACUUCUGCAAAACCAAAAAGGGGCCACCUCUAGAUGGAACCGAGUGCGCUACAGGAAAAUGGUGCUAUAAAGGUCACUGCAUGUGGAAAAACCCAAAUCAGCUGAAGCAGGACGGCGCCUGGGGUUCCUGGAGCAAACUCGGCUCCUGCUCGCGGUCCUGCGGAACGGGAGUUCGCUUCCGGACGCGGCAAUGCAACAACCCCGCACCGUCAAACGGCGGCCAGGACUGUCCCGGAGUCAACUACGAGUACCAGCUGUGCAACACAAACGAGUGCCCCAAGCACUUUGAAGAUUUCCGAGCUCAACAGUGCCAGCUUCGCAACUCCAACUUUGAAUUUCAAAAUGCCAAGCACCACUGGCUGCCUUAUGAGCAUCCCGACGCUAACAGGAGAUGCCACCUGUACUGCCAGUCCAAGGAGACCGAAGACGUGGCGUACAUGAAGCAGCUGGUGCAUGAUGGGACGCGCUGCUCGUACAAGGACGCCUACAGUAUCUGUGUGCGCGGAGAAUGUGUGAAGGUCGGCUGUGACAGAGAGAUCGGCUCCAAAAAGGUGGAGGACAAAUGUGGAGUUUGCGGCGGAGACAACUCCCACUGCAGAACCGUGAAAGGAACCUUCACCAGGACUCCCAAGAAACCAGGGAAGACCAGAGGAGCCUUCUCUCUGCCUAAAGGAGCUCGAAAUGUGUUUUUAAAUGAAACCGAAGAGUCUAGAAAUGUGCUGGGUUACCUUAAGAUGUUUCAUAUUCCCCCUGGAGCUAGACACGUGAUGAUCCAGGAGCACGAGGCCAGCCCUCAGAUUGUCGCGAUCAAGAACCAGGCAACUGGACACUACAUCCUCAACGGGAAGGGAGACGAGCUAAAGUCCAGAAGCUUCCUCGACCUGGGAGUGGAAUGGCACUACCUCAUCGAGGGAGACGUGGAGACGCUGCACACCGACGGACCGCUGCACGACCCUGUGGUUGUUCUGAUUAUACCCAAGGACAACGAGACACGCUCCACUUUAAUGUACAAGUACAUCAUCCACGAGGACUCGGUGCCCGUCAACAACAACAACGUGAUCCAGGAGGAAGCCUAUGAGUGGGCUCUGAAGAGCUGGUCCACGUGUUCAAAGCCCUGCUCCGGAGGGUUUCAGUACACUAAGUAUGGGUGUAGGAAGAAGGGAGACACCAAGAUGGUUCAACGCGGCUACUGUGAAGCCAACAAGAAGCCCAAACCCAUCCGCAGGAUGUGCAACCUUCAGGACUGCACUCAGCCUCAAUGGAUCUCUGAAGACUGGGAGCAUUGCACCAAAACCUGCGGCUCCCUGGGUUUUCAGAUCCGGACGGUGCGCUGCGUACAGUUCCUUCAUGAUGGCACCAACCGCUCCAUCCACAGCAAAUACUGCAGCGGGGAGAAGCCGGAGAGCCGGAGACCCUGUAACAGAACCCCGUGUCCCGCCCAGUGGAGAACCGGAGCCUGGUCUCAGUGCUCCGUGACGUGCGGCGAGGGCACGGAGAGGCGACAGGUCACCUGCCGGAUCGGAGAUCAGUGUUACGGGGAUAAACCUGAGGUGGCGAGGCCAUGCAGACCCAGACCCUGCUACGAUGAGCCGUGCAGCGGGGACAAAUCCAUCUUCUGCCAAAUGGAGGUGUUGGCGAGGUACUGCUCCAUCCCGGGCUACAACAAGCUGUGCUGUGAGUCGUGCAGUAAGCGCGGUGGAAGUUCCUCUCUCUUCUCAGAGGCUGAGACGGAGGAACACGUCCGCUUCGGCUCGGCCUCGCAGCUGCUGGAGACGUUGAUGGCCAACGCCAACGCCACCGGCGGCGGCGGCAAACCAAGCUCGGGAAAAGCAUCGGCGGCGCAGGGCGGCGCUGCUGGACGCGUGGCAACCCCAGCUCCCCCACGCAAAGCCCAGCCAAAGAUUUCAGCAGCACCAAGGAGGGUUCCACGAGAUUUAAAGCGUAGUGCUGCGUUCCCCAAAGAGCCAGAGGGUCAGCAUGCUGGCGGCUCAGCUGGCGGCCGGCGGCCCACAUCCUAUUCUAAGGUUGAGAGAUGAAAGUGAAGCUUGUUGCCUUUAGGACUCUUCAUGGACGGUAGAUUUUUCUCACACACACCAAAUGCACCAUAGCUGGAGAGACGCGUAGUAGGAAGCUGACAAGAAAAGUGCUGGUUCACUUUGUUUUUAUUGAAAUCAGUGCCCCCCCCCCAUUUUGUCCCUGAAAUGGACUUUAAAUAUCACCCUGACAUUUUACUGGUAUAGCUUCCCUAGACUUUGAACCGAAACAGCUGAAAUAAACAUGAUAAACAUAAUUAUGGUUUAAUCCAAAGUAGCCAAAAGGAGUUCUCUGUGUGUUAGUCUGAGUCCAACAUUAAUAGUUUUUAUUUUACUAAGAAGUUGCUGCUUUAAUGAAAAACCCAGCCUUGAAUUUUCAAAUAAUGUCUUCUUUGUGGUCACCUCAAGCAAUUAAAACCUGCGUUGUGAUUGGUUAGUUUUUCUGCUCCUGUCAUGAAGGAGAUGAGGCCCUGAGAAGACCGAUCUUUAUGUUUUAAGACGAUUGUAAGAGGAUCUCUGGUCAUAAAUAAGUUUGGAUCAGCGAGCUUAAGUCAUUCGUUCUGUCAGGUUCUCCAUCAGACCUUUCAGCAGCCUAACGACGAAAGAUAACCCACAACUAAUAUUAAGCAGUGCCAAAACGUUUUGGAAGUCUUUUCGUUUUUUAUGUCCCCAUCUGCUGUUUGUAGCUUUUAUCUGAAUAAUUAGCGCAUUAACACAGGAACGCAGUUUCAUUUCUUUGCUAGGUUGUUGUUUUUUCUCUGUUUGGUUUUUAUUUUUCUUGUUUCCUUGGUUCUGCUGCAGCAACAAAUCACACAGAUCUGCCAACUUGUUUUCCAGUGCUGGUAGAAAUAAAUUGCCCAGUGUGCGCUUAAAGGUUCCCAGUAACUCCUCAAUCAGACGCUUCAUAGAUGAAGGAGAAAAUAGCUGCAGACGUCUGAGCUGAUGAAAUCUGCGAGGUGCAGAUUUCCUGCUGCAGUUGUAAGGCUAUAACACAGAAAAGUGUUUUUAUUAUAGUAGUCAUGGUGGUGCUGCUUUUAUAAUUCAUUUAGCUUCAGAUGGACAUUUUGCUUGCUGAGGUUCUUUCUAAAACGCCUCAGUGGUUCAAAAAGACGUGAAGUGAUAUUAAACAUUUCCUUGAACUGCCGUUUUUCCUGCCAAGAACAGAAGCUAUUUAGAAACUUGUCUGUGCUUUUGACAUCACUCCGAAUUUAUCAAAAAUAAUUCAAGUUCAAAUCAAAAGUGGCCUGAAAGGUGUAAUUUUAACCCAUUAGGAAAUAGUUUUAAUGUGUAUCGAUUUAUUUGUAUUCAGUUUUUUGAGAAGCGGUGCCUUGCAGUUUCUCUAAGGCCUCCAUAAAUACCGCGCAUUUCAUCAGUAUUACCCGGUGAGAUUAAGAAAACUUUGUAACGUUAAUUCUGGCAGAAGUAGGGACCAUCAACAUUAGUAGAAUCAGGAAUUUAAUUAUGUUCAAAUAAUCACAAAUGUACAUACAUUCUGGUUCUUAUAAUAUUUUUUGUUCUGUUUUCUCAUGAUGGCGGUACCCUGUGUUAUUUACUGUAACCAAAAAUAAGCAGAGAAGGUUAUGGCUGAACUUUCUGUACAGCGUCCGGCUCUGUCCAAAAGUUAAAUCUUAACAUCGGAUUCCGCUUUAUAUGCCAGGUUUGUGCAAACAAGGAAUCUGUCUAUGGUUUCGCUUUCAAAAGCUUAUAUGCAAUAUAUUGCUAUUAUUUAUGCAUACAAAAAAAAGCUUUUCUGUACGAAGAUUUGCUUCCAAUCUACAGAGUCUGUCAAAAGCAGUGGGAGUUAUGUUUAUUAUACACAGAUAGAUAGAUAGAUAGAUAGAUAGAUA
Molecule: messenger RNA, 5790 nt
Organism: Fundulus heteroclitus (mummichog)
Lineage: Eukaryota; Metazoa; Chordata; Actinopteri; Cyprinodontiformes; Fundulidae
Gene: adamts3
Product: ADAM metallopeptidase with thrombospondin type 1 motif, 3
Exons: 23
Coding region: 371-3946 (1191 amino acids)
Biological process (GO): extracellular matrix organization; proteolysis
Cellular component (GO): extracellular matrix
Molecular function (GO): metalloendopeptidase activity
Source: RefSeq, a predicted model, not a curated record